GCUGAAAAACAAAUCUUCUUUAUUGUCUUGUUUAGGGGAACGCUUAUGAUGCUUUAAUUGUUAUAUACUCUUUCUGGGAUCUCUUAGUAGUAGAGUUGAAAAACAAUUUCAAUAAUAUUUAUUUGUCGGUAUUUUUAACGAAUCGUUCGAUGACUCAUAAAUGUUGUAGUACAUUUGCAGAAAGAGCAACUGAACGAUUCAGUGAAUGAAUCUCUUUGUUGAGUCAAUUCAGAAGAUUCGAACUAGUGACUAGGAACUAGUUGUUGGGCUGGUGUUCCUACGGAUGAUGUUUUGGGAGCACAAUCAUAGGGAAACAGCGGUGCUGUGAUAAUACAGAAGGAAAUUUAUGUCGUACGUUUAUUUUUUUGUAUAUUAAUAAUAAAAAUGGAGGAUCAAGAAAUGCAGUUAAAAGUAAAAAGAGUGACUGAUAAAUUCACCGAGAGUAUGUAUGUGUUGGCCAAUGAACCGUCUAUAGCGCUUUAUAGGUUACAAGAGCACGUCAGGAGAUCCCUACCAGAGCUCGUGCAACAUAAGACAGACAUGCAGAGCUGGGAGGAGCAGAGUCAGGGCGCAAUCUACACUGUUGAAUAUGCAUGCAGCGCGGUUAAAAGCAUGACAAAUAGUAGCCUCUAUUUCAAGAACAUUGAUGGUCUUCUGCGCCAAGCCAUUUCACUGAAGGAACAGAUGAGCAGCUUGCAGGGACGAAGUGAUGUGAAACCUGCAAUUAAUCCAAAUGAUACACCCACACACACUUCAGUCACACCACCUUGACUCAUGGAAAUCUUUCUUCAAGGAAAAGAGCUUUGGAUCCUGGCAUGCUUAAGGAUGGAGGAGAAAAGCACAGCUCUGGGAUAUAAACUUGAUCACUGAUGAAGAACUGGAUGAAACCAUAUGCCACUUUCACUUGGUGCCACCACGUCAUAUUGAUGCUACUUUAAAGUAUGGAACACCAUUUACGAGUUAAAAAUAAAAAAGUUAAUUUUUAAUUUAAAAAUGAGACGAAGUCACAGUGUGAAAUGUAAGGUCAGUAAUAUUGUGAGUUGUAAAGUUGUAACUGCAAGGAAAAUAUCACAAUUGCGAGAUUUAAUUUGACAAUGUAAUAUAUAAAGUUAUAUUAUGAGAUUUAAAGUCACAAUGUGAGAAGUAAAGUCACAGUUGGGAAAUAUAAAGCUGUAACUGCAAGAGAGAGAGAGAAAAAUCACAACUGCAAAAUUUAAUAACUUUGUGAGAUGUAAAGUCACAAUUGGGAAAUAUAAAGUUGCAACUGUGAAGAAAAUAUCACAGUUGUGAGAUUUAAUGUUACCUUGCGGCAUAUGAAGUCACAUUUAUGAGAUAUAAAGUCACAACUGGAAGAUAUAAAAUCGUAGUUACCACUAUUUUAUUUACUCUUAGAUGGAAAUGGGCUUCCAUACUAAAGAGCCAAAAAGAAAAAGAUGACAUCUUUUUGUAUAAAAGAUGUAAGGAUUGGCGUAUAAUAUUUAUAAGCUGCUUUGGGUGUUUUGGUUACAGUUUAUUCAUAUUUUGCACCAUACAUCUACUUGUUCUAUGUUCUGUAAAUGUGUAUAUUCUGAAUUGAAUAAUUAAAGUUUUUCAGUUUAAUAAUUUA
Ctenopharyngodon idella (grass carp) is the source of this 1606-nucleotide messenger RNA. RefSeq names its product BLOC-1 related complex subunit 8 (gene borcs8). Gene Ontology annotation, cellular component: BORC complex. The record is from RefSeq and is a predicted model, not a curated record. The coding region runs from base 385 to 771 and encodes 128 amino acids. Lineage: Eukaryota; Metazoa; Chordata; Actinopteri; Cypriniformes; Xenocyprididae. The transcript has 6 exons.